CUCAGCUCUGGAACUUUCUCCACUCCUCUCGAGUCUCCCCGGAUCUUUCCCCUUCUCCACGUCUUCCUCCUUCAUAUAAACCCCCAAGCCCCUCCUUUUCAAAACCCAGAAAAAAGCAAAUAACAAAACUCCAUAACUCUUCCUACAAUUCCUGCAAUUCCUGCAAUGGCGUCGUCUAUUGCUAUCAGAAGGCUCACCGCCCCAACCCUCUUCGCCAGGCUCGUCAACCCAAUCCGCUCCGCUUCCAUCGCUCCCUCUCUUUCUCGCUCUUUCAACACCAACGCCCAGCUCUCCGGCUUCGACGAGGACGAACGGUCCGUAGAUGUCGACCGCCGCUCCGACCGCUCCGUCGCGAACCGCCGUGGCCCCGGCUUCUUCUCUGAUGUGUUGGACCCAUUUUCUCGGACGAGGAGCCUGAGCCAAGUUCUGAACCUCAUGGACCAGUUCAUGGAGAACCCAUUUGUGGCAGCGUCACAAGGAUUGGGAGCCGGGUCGAUGCGAGGGUGGGAUGUGAAGGAGGACGAAAACGCUCUGUACAUUCGAAUGGACAUGCCCGGGGUGGGGAAAGAAAACGUGAAGGUGGGGGUGGAGCAGAGCACUCUGAUUAUUAAAGGUGAGGGGGAGAAAGAAGCGGAGGAGGGCGAGGAAGGAAUGAGAAGGUACUCAAGCAGGCUCGAUUUGCCCCCGAAUCUGUACAAGCUGGACGCGGUGAGGGCGGAGAUGAAGAAUGGGGUUCUGAAGGUGGUGGUGCCGAAGGUGAAGGAGGAGGAGAGGAAGGAUAUCUUCCAAGUGAAGGUUGAGUGAGUAAUGCUGUGAUGGUAGAGUGCUUGUGCUCUGUUUUU
Molecule: messenger RNA, 842 nt
Organism: Corylus avellana
Lineage: Eukaryota; Viridiplantae; Streptophyta; Magnoliopsida; Fagales; Betulaceae
Source: RefSeq, a predicted model, not a curated record